Messenger RNA from Salmo salar (Atlantic salmon), 1141 nucleotides. Its product is annotated as signal peptidase complex subunit 3. Gene Ontology annotation, cellular component: signal peptidase complex; membrane. Gene Ontology annotation, biological process: protein targeting to ER. Lineage: Eukaryota; Metazoa; Chordata; Actinopteri; Salmoniformes; Salmonidae. The record is from RefSeq and is a predicted model, not a curated record.
AUGUGUUCACUUUAAUGUUCCAUCGAUUACGGAAAAACCAUCCAGUUCCGUAUUUCUUUGUGUCAAACUACAGUUCCUGCUUUUGCUGGUAGAAGUGUUUCGCAUCGUUGUGAAUGAAACUGUUAUAUAAUUGUAUUUCAAAAUGAAUACAGUGUUGUCGAGGGCAAAUUCCCUCUUCGCCUUCUCGCUCAGCGUGAUGGCAGCUUUGACGUUUGGCUGUUUCAUCACGACAGCGUUCAAAGACAGGAGGGUGCCGGUGGAUAUCCACGUCUCGAGAGUAAUGCUGAAAAACGUGGAUGACUUCACAGGACCCAGGGAGAGAAGUGACCUGGGGUUCAUCACCUUUGACCUCUCUGCUGACAUAAAGCCCAUAUUUGACUGGAACGUCAAGCAGCUCUUCCUCUACUUGUCUGCCGAGUACGCCACCAAGAGCAACGCCCUGAACCAGGUGGUUCUGUGGGAUAAGAUCGUGCUAAGGGGAGAGAGCACCAAGCUCAACCUCAGAGACAUGAAGUCCAAGUACUUCUUCUUCGAUGAUGGAAACGGUCUUCGGGCGAACAAAAACAUCACCCUGACUCUGUCCUGGAACGUGGUGCCCAACGCUGGGAUCCUGCCCCUGGUCAUGGGCUCUGGCCACAUAUCUGUCCCCUUCCCCGAAUCAUACGAGACCACCAAGAGCUACUAAACUGUUCCACCGUUUGUAUUUGUUGUGUAAUCUUUUAUGACUUUUAAUAAAAAGUGUACAUUUGGGAAAGGUUCGAUUGUAUGCCUUUGCAUUGAUGCUGCCACAGAAAAAAGACUGUCUAAAUGUUGCUAGCAGUGAAAUCCUUGCGUCUUUUUUUCCUAAUUUCCUCUCAAAGCUCAUUAGAGGAGAGACCUUGGAUCCUCUACUUCAAUGCACUGUGAGAGAGGUGAGGAAAUCACGAGGAGGAAGCAAGGAUUUGACUGCUAGUAAUCCUUGGUUUAAAUGGUCAUUGCUGAGAUGGACUUAGUAACUAGAAAGUCAGGACUCAUCAUGCUUCAUGUAACUCUACAGUAGUACUCAGUACCUGUGUAAUGAAUGGCAAUGUGAAAUUGUUGAAUAAUUACAUUUUUUUUUUUUCACUGCUUUCUUUUUUAUAAAAAAACAUCUGAAAGAUAA